Ostreococcus tauri is the source of this 1368-nucleotide messenger RNA. Its product is annotated as Splicing factor motif. Bases 1 to 1368 code for a protein of 455 amino acids. Gene Ontology annotation, biological process: mRNA splicing, via spliceosome. The record is from RefSeq and is a predicted model, not a curated record. Gene Ontology annotation, molecular function: U6 snRNA binding; protein binding; U4 snRNA binding. Gene Ontology annotation, cellular component: U4/U6 x U5 tri-snRNP complex. NCBI's taxonomy places the organism in Eukaryota, Viridiplantae, Chlorophyta, Mamiellophyceae, Mamiellales, Bathycoccaceae. The transcript has a single exon.
AUGGCGCGCGCGGUGGCGCGGCGACGAGAGAUUGUGGAGAAAUUUGAGUCGAGACGAAAACUACGAGCGACGACGGUGCCGACGAACGACGCGGCGACGCGGGCCGAGCUGCGCAGGCGCGGUGAGCCGGUGACGCUGUUCGGUGAGCGCGAGGGUGAUCGGCGCGAGCGCCUGCGAGGGAUCCUCGCGGCGUUGGACGCGGCGGACGGGGGCGAACUCGAACGCGGCGGCGCGGACGCGGAGGACGACGCCAUGGACGCGGACGGCGCGCCGGAGCGAGGACGACAGAGGGAGACAUUUUUUACCGAGGGUGUCAAGGGACUGCUGGAGUGUCGAGUGGCGAUGGCGGAGUUUUCGCUGCCGCGCGCGGCGAAGCGCGUGCGAGAGGAACGGGUGAGAAACGCCGACGCGAGAGGUUUAGCGAAGACGCUGGACGCCAUCGUCGCCUCCACCUCGGGAUUCGCGGCGCAAUGCAGUGAGAUUGGGGAUGAUACGCGGCCGAUCGCGUGCGCGCGCGCGUUCGACGACGGGCGCAGGGCGGUGACGGGGAGUUGGAGCGGCGAGGCGCGUGUGUGGAAAAUCGACGCGCCCACGGGACGGAUGACGUCCGAGCUCGUCAUCAGAUGCACCGAUCACAGAAUCACGGGCGUGGACGCGGUCGCGAACGUGAUCGCCACCGCGCACGCCGACGGGACUGCGGCGAUUUGGAACGCGAACGAUGGCUCUCGCGCGCGAGAGCUCAAGGGUCGACACGCCGCGCGGUGCGGAAAUAUUGCCUUCCAUCCGAGCGGAGCGCGAUACGUCGCCACCGCCGGAUUCGACGCGACGUGGCGACUGUGGAACGUCGAGACCGGGGACGAACUUCUGUGUCAGGAAGGUCACGCGAAGGAGGUGUACGACGUGGCGUUUCACCCCGACGGCGGCUUGGCGGCGAGCGUCGGUCUAGACGCCGUCGGUCGCGUGUGGGAUCUGCGAAUCGGUCGGGCGAUCGGAAACCCGCUCAGGGGACACGUGAAACAAAUCUUGAGUUGUGACUUCCAUCCAAACGGCACGCACAUCGUCACCGGAAGCGGCGACAACACGGCCAAGGCGUGGGAUUUGAGACGCGCGAACGAGUGCGUGUACACGAUGGCGAAUCACGAAAACUUGAUCAGUCAGGUUCGGUACGCACCAAACGGCGCCUUUUUACUCUCCGCGAGUUACGACGGCACCGUGAACGCGUACGACGCUCGAGAUUUUUCGUUGAACAAAAAAAUCGUCGUAUGUACCGGUAGCGGCGCGACGAAAAUCACGUGCUGCGACGUCGCCGCCGACGACGCCUUAAUCAUCGGCUGCUUCGAUCGCACCGUGAAACUGUACACGAAGUAA